Messenger RNA from Lodderomyces parapsilosis, 561 nucleotides. It is a transcript of the gene GCV3, whose product is annotated as glycine decarboxylase subunit H. Gene Ontology annotation, biological process: glycine decarboxylation via glycine cleavage system; protein lipoylation. Bases 1 to 561 code for a protein of 186 amino acids. Gene Ontology annotation, cellular component: glycine cleavage complex; cytoplasm; mitochondrion. The transcript has a single exon. Lineage: Eukaryota; Fungi; Ascomycota; Pichiomycetes; Serinales; Debaryomycetaceae. The record is from RefSeq and is a predicted model, not a curated record.
AUGUUCAAGUCGUUAUUAAGAUCAUCCUCCAUCCCUCUCCGCACAUUUGCUGGACCAUCUUUUGUCUCAACAACUUCAUCACAUGUUUUACGUUGUGCCUUUACAACAACAACCCCACACACAUACAAGGCUGACAAAAACUCCCAUGCUUACAAGUACUUGCAUGAAAAACAACCAAUUGUGACUAAAUUCACUGAAGAACACGAAUACGUUAAAUUAUACGAUGAUGAUUCAGCAUUAAUUGGAAUCACGCAAUAUGCAGCUCAAGCAUUGGGUGAUGUAACAUUUGUUGAAUUACCUGAAUUGGGUACCAGAGUUGAAAUUGGUGAGACUUUGGGUUCAGUUGAAAGUGUUAAAUCAGCUAGUGAGAUUUAUAGUCCUGUUAGUGGUGAAAUUGUUGGUGUUAAUGAGAUUUUGGAGAGUGAACCAGGAUUAUUGAAUCAUGAUCCAACUGUGGAGGGAUGGAUUGCUCAUAUUAAAUUGGAGGAUACAAGACAAAUUACUGAUAGUGAGACAUUAUUGAGUAGUGAAGAUUAUGCCAAGUCUUUAGAAGAGGAUUAG